ACGUUUAUAAUCACAAAACGGUUGCCAAGGCGUUGCCUAGCAACGCUCGUUUGCUCAAUAGCCGUUCGACGCCGCAUUCAUUUCAGUGCUUCUUUCCAAGAAAAGUAUAAAAAUGGUUGUAUUCCUGGUAAAAAGGGGUGAUGAAAACCAAUUCCUUUAUGAAACUGAUGUGGAUAAAGAGGUGGACGAUGUUGUGAAGGAUGUUACCGCGAUAUUCAAUGGCAGAUUGAAAGUGACGAGGAUUUGCUAUGAGUUGGAUGAGCUGCAGAAACAUGGCACGUUUUUGCCUCCAGAGAUGCAAGGACUGACUGAAGAACAGGUUAAAGAGCUCAAACUAGAAGAUCCUUGGGCUAAACGCUGCGCCCCACAAGACCACGUAUUCUGUAAGGACGAUAUGGGUCGCCGCUGUGGUCUGGCGCCUCCCGAGAACAUGCAGGCUAUACUCAAGAAGGCCGCUGAAGAUGCCAAGGAGUUUAUUAGUAAGAAGCAUGUGGAUCUCCGCAAAUGUCUAACUCAAAAAGACGUUUCGAGAGCUCUGGAUGAACUCCGUGGCGCCACCAAGAUAGUUUUCCCGGCGGGCCUACCACCUCACGACCCGGUUCGAAUGGAACUUGAUAAUGUGGAAGACCUGUCCGGCACUCAGGCUGCCAAUGAAGUAAUAGACCCUACUAGAGCAUGCCUGUGGGCCUGUGGGAAGAAACUUAUCAGCGGAAAUAAAUUGAAGGAGCAUUUGGGUAACAACAACAAAAUGAAAGUCACAGUGAAGCUCUGCUCCAACUCCGAGGGUGCACCAGGUCGGGAGCCAGUCAUGACUGAGGAUGAGCGCAAACAGCUGAUGCUGCACGCUUACAGAAAGCAGGAGGAGUGGAAGAAGUUGGAGCAGGAUGAGGACGACAGCUACAUGGACUCCAAGUGGGCUGAUGGGCAGAAUAUGAAGAGACACUUCCAUGGACUUGAUAACAUUUCUUGGAAACCGGCGAUCGGGAAGUAGGAAGAUCAGUUUUGAAGGUCUCUGUCUGAUUUUUAUGUAGUGAUAGUCAUAUUUAUGUAUUCGCUUGUGUGAGCCUCAUUUAUUGGCUAAAUAAAGCUUUUUUUCUUUCUUCUCUUGAA
Messenger RNA from Trichoplusia ni (cabbage looper), 1110 nucleotides. RefSeq names its product cilia- and flagella-associated protein 298-A. The record is from RefSeq and is a predicted model, not a curated record. Gene Ontology annotation, biological process: regulation of cilium movement. The transcript is spliced from 4 exons. Lineage: Eukaryota; Metazoa; Arthropoda; Insecta; Lepidoptera; Noctuidae. Bases 113 to 991 code for a protein of 292 amino acids.